This is a messenger RNA of Symbiodinium necroappetens, 199 nucleotides long. NCBI's taxonomy places the organism in Eukaryota, Dinophyceae, Suessiales, Symbiodiniaceae. The record is from the annotation of a GenBank genome assembly.
GUGCAAAACCACCUGGCCCAAGCGAACUACUACCGAGAUGCAGCGAACCUUGACGAUUAUCUUGCGCACGCCCACUUCCUGCCUUUCAUCAACAAUGAGGUCAAGGGCCAGGACGGGUUGGCGGAGGGGCAGGGCCUAUCAAUCGAGAACGCCACUUACAAGGAGAAUUUCAAGUCCCUGCAAAAGCUGGUGCUGGUAA